UUAUCCCAUCGUUUUAUCCCUCCCUCCCUCUUUGAAAUCCCACUCACGGACUUUUCCCCUUUUCUCCCCACAAGGCUUAUCCUGCUCACCGUGUUUGUGCUCCUGAUGUGUGGGAUUGGAGCCAGCUGUGCCAAGUUCUGCUGCCGCACCAAGCACCCCCUGCGCCAAACCUUCCCGCCCCAUGCACACGACCUCACCGUCAUCCCCAUGGAGCACGACAGCACCGCCCACAGCACCGUCACCUCCUACAGCUCUCUCCAGUACCCUCCCAAUGUCUCCCUGCCUUUUGGAGACCCGGAUAGGAAUGCCACCUGCCCUCCAGCCUACAGCCUCUACGCCAUAGAGAUGCCCCCCUCUUACGACGAGGCCAUCCGGAUGUCCAAGCCUCACGCCGAGACUCUGUCCGUGGGCCAGAAACCAGAGAGAGGCGCCUGUGAACCAGCAGCCUCGCCCAAGUUGCCCGAAUCACCCCAAAACUGCCCCAGGGAGGGGCAAGAGAACACGGGGGACGCCUCUACGUCUUCCCCCGAGCAGUCGUAGUGGGGUCUCUCUUCGAUAGGGGAACGAGAGAAUACGGACCUAAGUCACGGGCGGAGGAGGAAAAUUUGUAUCCUCUGGACUGGGAUCUAGCAUCUCCCGCCACUUCUGAGUACCGUUGGGACUUUUCGAGGUGAUGGAAAGAAAAUCCUUGCCUCCCGCGUCUGAAUUUUCCAAGGUGAAAACUAACAAGCCUCAUCUGCCUUGAGUGCAUUGGAUUAGCAGAAAAUGGCAUUUUUCACCCUUAUAACCGUUGCAGCAUUCGGCCGCUGGACUUAAAAGGGGUCUGCAUCCUGCCGUCGGGGUGGGUGAAAUGAAAAAAAAAAAAAAACGAGAGCCAGUACAGAUUAAUCUCUCUUUCUUCUGGGAAGACUGGAUAUUCUAGCAAAUUGCUGAAAGAUGGGAUUCGUUGCUAUGUAACGGCCAAGCUUGGACCCAGAGCCCUUUUUUAAAAAAUAAAGUAAAAUAAAAUCCCUACUUCUGCUUUCGACAGACUGAGCAAUGUUUUCACGAUACCAAGGUUGGAAACUUUUGUCGGGUUUUGAAUCCUAAAUCCAGACCAGAAUAUCGUUUCUCGGUUCCUGUGGGCUCUGAUUCCCUCGUCUCCUCCGAGGACGGGUUGCUGUGUCCAACUGGAAUAUGAACUUUGCGUUGGGAGAUUUGGAUUUAUAGGACAGCGCCAUCUUUUCGCCAAGAAGCCCUUGUUGUAUUUUGAAUCUAGCACGAAGCAUUUUGUAUUUUAGGUAUUCGUCUUAAAAAAUGUUUAUGUUUAUCUCCCCAGCUCCUUCUCUCUCUGUAUCUGUUGUAAAUAGAAGGUCAACUUAUUGGGAGAAUGCUUAUAUAAAUAUUCCCCUGAAUAGUUUUCUUUUCAUUGGCAGAAAUUUGGGGGCGAAUCUGAAAUGGUCUCCAAUAUUCGUCACCUUUACGGAACAUGUUUGUUUUGCUGUGUAGUUUUCUAUUUCAGGGGUCUUCCAACUUCGCAGCUU
This is a messenger RNA of Pseudonaja textilis, 1523 nucleotides long. The record is from RefSeq and is a predicted model, not a curated record. Lineage: Eukaryota; Metazoa; Chordata; Lepidosauria; Squamata; Elapidae.